Hibiscus syriacus is the source of this 2164-nucleotide messenger RNA. Its product is annotated as 50S ribosomal subunit assembly factor BipA. Gene Ontology annotation, molecular function: GTPase activity; GTP binding. Bases 1 to 1989 code for a protein of 662 amino acids. The record is from RefSeq and is a predicted model, not a curated record. The transcript is spliced from 19 exons. NCBI's taxonomy places the organism in Eukaryota, Viridiplantae, Streptophyta, Magnoliopsida, Malvales, Malvaceae. Gene Ontology annotation, cellular component: cytosol; ribonucleoprotein complex.
AUGGCAGGUCCUAUCCUUCUCCGUUCUCUCUUCUCCUCCACCUCUAGGAGAUCCCUUUCCUCUCACUUGGCCCCACUGCCCCGCCUCUACCGCCGCUUCUCAUCCGGCCCUGCCGCCGCCGCCGCAACAGAACCGAGUGCAUAUUUGGAUCCUGGUAGACUUCGGAACGUGGCAGUGGUUGCGCACGUCGACCACGGGAAAACCACGCUCAUGGACCGGCUCCUGAGGCAGUGUGGAGCAGACAUCCCCCACGAGCGAGCCAUGGACUCCAUCAGCCUCGAGCGCGAGCGUGGUAUUACCAUUGCUUCCAAGGUCACUAGUAUUUCAUGGAAAGAAAACGAGUUAAACAUGGUUGAUACACCUGGGCAUGCGGAUUUUGGUGGUGAGGUUGAACGGGUUGUUGGCAUGGUUGAAGGAGCAGUAUUAGUUGUUGAUGCUGGUGAGGGGCCACUUGCACAAACAAAAUUUGUUCUUGCCAAAGCCUUGAAGUAUGGGCUGCACCCCCUUCUUCUAUUGAACAAAGUAGACCGACCUUCAGUAUCAGAGGAGAGAUGUAAUGAAGUUGAGAGUCUAGUAUUCGAUCUUUUUGCAAAUCUUGGUGCUACAGAGGAACAGCUUGACUUUCCAGUCCUCUAUGCUUCUGCUAAAGAAGGUUGGGCAUCUUCAACCUAUACUAAAGAUCCUCCUGCUGGUGCAAAGAAUAUGUCACAGUUGCUUGAUGCCAUUGUAAGGCAUGUUCCUCCACCAAAAGCAAACCUUGAUGGACCUUUCCAAAUGCUGGUUUCCAUGAUGGAAAAAGACUUUUAUCUUGGGCGAAUUUUGACUGGGCGUGUCUCAUCUGGAAUAGUUCAUGUUGGUGAUAAAAUACAUGGUUUGCGAAGCAUCGAGUCUGGAAUUGAGAAAAUUGAAGAAGGAAAGGUUGUGAAGCUAAUGAAAAAGAAGGGUACAAGCAUGGUUCUUAUCGAUAGUGCAGGAGCUGGUGAUAUUAUAUCAAUGGCUGGGCUCGGCAAUCCAUCAAUUGGCCAUACAGUGGCAAAUGCAGAGGUGAUGACUGCAUUGCCAACCGUUGAGUUGGAUCCCCCCACCAUUUCCAUGACUUUUGGUGUCAAUGAUUCUCCAUUAGCUGGUCGUGGUGGUACCCAUUUGACUGGAGGAAAAAUUGGUGAUCGGUUAAUGGCUGAAGCUGAAACAAAUCUGGCCAUAAAUGUGCUUCCAGGCAUAGCAGAUUCUUUCGAGGUUCAGGGGAGGGGAGAACUGCAGCUAGGUAUCUUGAUUGAGAAUAUGAGACGUGAAGGAUUUGAGCUAUCUGUUUCACCACCGAAAGUGAUGUAUAAAAUUGAGAAAGGUCAAAAGCUGGAGCCUAUUGAGGAGGUGACUAUUGAGGUGAAUGAUGAGCAUGUGGGGUUAGUUAUGGAAGCUCUGUCUCAUAGGCGAGCUGAGGUUGCAGACAUGGGUCCUGUUGCUGGAAAUGUUGGUAGAACUAGACUGUCAUUGACCUGUCCAUCAAGGGGCCUGGUUGGUUACAGAAGUGUGUUCAGCAGUGAUACACGUGGAACUGGAUUUAUGCAUCGUGCUUUUCAAUCAUAUGAAAAAUAUCGGGGUCCUCUUGGAAAUGUCAGGAAAGGAGUAUUGGUAUCAAUGGGUUAUGGUACAAUCACAGCGUAUGCAUUGAUGAGUUUGGAACCUCGUGGAACUCUUUUUGUGACCCCUGGGAUGGAGGCAUAUGAUGGCAUGAUAGUUGGUGAGCAUUCACGUGAUACAGAUCUUGAUGUGAAUCCAGUAAGGAGUAAAGAAUUGUCAAAUAUGCGGGCUGCUGGCAAGGAUGAAAAUGUCAAACUCUCUCCUCCAAGACUUAUGACUCUUGAAGAAGCUAUUGGUUAUGUUGCUUCUGAUGAGCUUAUAGAGGUUACACCAAAAACCAUCAGAUUAAGGAAGAGGUAUCUGGAUGUUAACAAGCGCAAAGCCAUGAGUAAGAGGAUGAAAGACUGACCGACUCUUUCCCGAACAUAUUAUUUUGUGGAAUAUAUUAAAAAUUAUUCUUGUUUUCACAAAAAUAAUAAGGGGCAGGGGGAUGAAAAAUAAAUUUUAUUUGGUUUGAAGAUUGUAUGUUUUAUCGCAAUAAUUUUUUAUCAUUCCUCUGAAUUAUACUCUCUUAUUUGACUCA